CAAAUUUCGUCGAAUUCCCGUUUCGGCAUUUUCCAUUCUUCUCAACUUGGAAAAACCAGAAAAGAAAAGGAAAAUGGCAGCGAAACAAAUGGAGGAAAUUCAAAGGAAAUUAUCGAUCCUAAAUUACCCGAGAGCCAAUGCUCCAGCUCAGUCUCUUCUCUUCGCCGGCAUGGAACGUUACGCCCUUCUCGAAUGGCUCUUUUUCCGUCUAUUAGGGGAUAAGUCACCGUUUUCGCAACAAAAUUUACAAGGGGAUGCUAUGGAUCGUGAUGAAGAAACUUCUAGAAUCCAAUAUUUGGCUGAGAUUGCAAAGUUUUUGGGGAUUACUACUACAAUUGAUACAGAAGCUAUCCAAGGACGAGGAAGCUAUGAAGAUCGGACUGAAAUGCUGCACCUUAUAGUCGAUCUGGUGGAGGCAAGCAUCUGUGCAGAUAAUCCAGAAUGGAGUGUUGAUGAGCAGGUAGCAAAGGACAUACAACUAAUAGAUGCUAUCGCAGAGAAACAGGCUCUAAUUUUUUCUGAGGAAUGCAAGUUGUUCCCUGCAGAUGUGCAGAUUCAAUCCAUAUAUCCAUUACCUGAUGUUUCUGAGCUGGAGUCAAAGCUUUCAGAACAGUCCAAGAUACUCUCAAAUCUUCAGCAAAAAGUUGAUGACUUGGCAUCAAAGCAUGCUUACAAUCCUGAUGAGGAGUAUGCAGAAGUGGAAUCUAAACUGCGGGCAGAUUUGGAAUCUUUUCUGGAAACUGCAAGAUCAUUCAAUAUGAUUUACACCAAGGAAAUUCGUCCAUGGACACACAUGAUGGAGGUACCACAACUUCAUGGGUUCGGGCCUGCUGCCAAUCGCUUGUUGGAGGCUUACAAGAUGCUUUUAAAGUUCCUGGGGAACUUGAGGAAUCUGAGGGACUCACAUGCUGCUCUUUCUGUUGGAUCAUCUGAAACAAUUGCUGGUGAACCCUCUCCUGUGACAAGAAUUAUUUCUGAGUGCGAGUCUGCAUUGACAUUCUUAAAUCGUGAUCUUGGAAUUCUAUCAGCUUCUAUUGCUCGUGAGCAAGGUGAGCAGGUAAAUUCAUGAUGAUUGUAGCUAGACAAUAAGAAAGUAAUGAUAGAAUAUCUCUCCAUGUUGAAGAGUAUGUAUGUUCAUGCAAAAAAAAAAAAGGGCAAAGCAAUACUUGUCUUUAGUUAAAGAUAUGAGCUCGGAUUUGGGAUUUGGGUUAAGACCUGGGUGUUGGAGCAGGCCCCAUGUGACCCCAUGAUGCAAGUUCUUGUGAAUCUGAAACAUAACGGCAGUUCGAAGGAUGAAAUCUGACUUGAUUUCGAGUUGAUGUAGAUGUAGUAGCAACUGGUGAUCCAUAAGAGUUGUUUGCAAGUGUGAAGCUGCAUUGACAUUCUUAAAUUGUGAUAUUGGACUCUCUUGGCUCAAUCGUUUGUAAGCAAGGUGAUUCAUAUCAUCUACAAUUUGAUUUAACUGUACUGUUUACAGUUUGAUUGCUUGAAUCAAUGGACAGUAUGUUGGUUAAGAUGCAAA
Molecule: messenger RNA, 1522 nt
Organism: Theobroma cacao (cacao)
Lineage: Eukaryota; Viridiplantae; Streptophyta; Magnoliopsida; Malvales; Malvaceae
Gene: AUG7
Product: nuclear matrix protein
Biological process (GO): microtubule organizing center organization; spindle assembly
Cellular component (GO): HAUS complex
Molecular function (GO): microtubule minus-end binding
Source: RefSeq, a predicted model, not a curated record